AUGGUCGAAGAACCUCAAGUUACCACCCAUCUAUUGAAGAGGGGCAAUGAAUUAAAUUUCCUUCCACCUGCUGCUGCUGCCGCUGUUUCUCCUCUUGCUCAGGGAGAAGAAAAAGAUCUGAUGAUAUUACAACAACCACUAAAACCUGUACCUGAAAAGAGCAUUGAAUUAAGUCCACAGCAAGUCAAUCGCAAGCUACUGGCUCGCCAUCAAUCCAUCACAAGAGGCACUGCUUCUAGUUUAGCCAAGGCUGUUCGCUCGCCUUCAGUUGAUGCCAAUGCCAAUGCAACAGAAGCCACCAUUAAGAGAAGAUUAUCAGCAGCUGUUCGAAACAGAAAACAAUCCCUGACAACAGCACCAUUACCACCGCCAUCCAAUGACACAACUGCUGCAGAGAACAAGCAGCUGCUUCUUGUGGGAUUGCCAGUUAAUGCCAAUGGACAAAGACGCAGCUCCUGGUCACCAUCACAGCAGCAGCAACAUCCCCAUCAAAUUACAACGACUGUAGUACCCGAGUUACCAUCAUCGCCCUCGCCCUCCCCACCACCACCAUUGCGCAAAGUGUUUGAGGCAAGAAGACGGGCAUCGAUGAUACCCAGUAGCACAUCUCCCAAUCAUGAAAGCAAUGAUAGUUCUAUUGUAAUUAGCUCUAGUAAUAAUGUCGAUAAUAAGGUCAAUCAACGGCGCCGCUCAUCCAUGCUAUUACAGAAAAGACCAUCUAAAUAUCCAUCCGUCAUGGCCAACACAGAGGGUGGCAAUACUGGUAUCAACAAACCUGCCUCUGUUUUCGGUGCUGCUACAAAUGAUAUCAAUAACAAUAAUAAUGCAGCACCUUCUGCAGGUCAUCAACAACAAACUCCUCGUUCCAAAUCUGAAGAUGCUGGCACUACGGCAGCUGUAAUUAAUGAGGCUGCUUGUGAUAACGCAACACAGCCUGCUCCUAAUGUGAUGGUAGCUGAUGAGGUCAUUGCUGUUCGACGCCCAUUAUCUCAGUCAUCAUCAUCUACCACUUCGUCCUCUUUAGAACAUCAUCACCAUCACACACAUACACAUAACAGUGAGGAUGAUCAUUUGCCAAGUUAUAUGCGUCGACCCAUUUGUGCUGCAUGUAACCGUAAUGUCAAAGUCACCUCCAGUUCUGAAAGCACCACUGCUGCUGCUGUGGCCUUGGUGAGUAAAUCACAUAGCACUGCCAACAGUAGUCGACGUUCCUCCAUCUCCACCACUGCAACUACCACUUCCAAGGGCCAUGAUGGCAUCCACAAAAAGCACACUGUCACUCGCACCAAAUCUUCCCGUACGGAUCAAGGUGCUGCUACCCCUAAUGUGAUGUCUGCUACAUCCUCGCUAUCUACAGUAGGUAGUGACCAUAGUAUCCAGAGCAUGAUGAGCAGUAGUAGCAGCAGUGGCAGUAACCAUAGCAACUCCAAUCUACAAGGUGGUCCCACACAUCGAGUGCUCAGAUCGCUUAGCCCUACGUCGCCCAUUCCAACUCGUAAACGCACAAAGAAGAAAUCAACAUUGACUAAUUCGCUUGCAAACACGACGGAACCCUGCUCAGCUGAGACCAAGACGACAACCAUCGUCCGAAAACCACCUCAUCGAUUGAUUGAAAAAUGGAGCCAAUUGCUAUCUCAACAACAGCUACUUUUGGCAACCAUUGGAGGCAAAAACAUGAAUGCAGAUGAUGAUGAUGAAAUGAACUCCAUUCAACAAAACAUUACGAAACUCGUUACAUCAAACCAGGAGCAAUAUGAAACAGUUUUAUUGGAAACACAAGCCAAAAUCUUGCAAAAAUUCACUUUGCUUAUGAUGCAGCAACAACAACAACAACAACAACAACAACAACAAAAGGACGCAUUACUAUUUUUAUCGUCAUCUACAUCAGCUUUUGGCGUAUCUGGUUCAGGUGCUUCUAUUACGCCCGUCAACAUUUACAAUACCACACAACCUCCCACUGCCACAAAUGCCGUCAGUAGCACCUAUCAAGAUCACGUGCAGUCGCCCUCCUCAUUGUCGUCGCCUGCUGCUGCUACCUCUACUACUACUACUACUACUACUAUUACUACUCCUGCUGUGCAAUCUUGCAACUGGCAAACCAAAUUAGAAUAUGGGGUCACUCGCUUCAAAUGGAACGUGAGUCAAUGGAUUGGCAGUCUGGUUGGAACAGGCGACAUUGAAGAGCAAGAUUUUGAUGCACUCGGAUAUCCUCAAAAUGUAAUCAUCUCUGGUAUUUGUGUCACAACAGAGCCGGGAUUGCUUCCAAAGGGUCUGCAAAAGUACUUUAAACCAUAUCAUCAGCCAGAUCAAGUCAUUUGCCAUAAAUACAUGAUUCAUUUAACCAGGAAAUCAAGACUGACCAAGUUUCAAUUGCUGGAUCCAAAGGAGUGGGUGCUAGAUGAGCAUGCCAGCAAAUGCCAAUUCCAGAUUCAAGACAGACAUGACUAUAUCAAGCGAACCAAGCACUGCAACGCUGAAUUCGGUGUGUUUCAACGUAGACAUCACUGCAGAAGCUGUGGCCAUUUGUUUUGUCAGGAACACAGCUCCAACAAGUUGCCACUCUUUGUAUCCAAUGGUCAAGACUGUGGCGAGUGGGCUCGCGUGUGCGAUACGUGUUUCUACUCGCGUAUUGAACCACAGUUAUUAUCUCGCACCUAA
Molecule: messenger RNA, 2658 nt
Organism: Mucor velutinosus
Lineage: Eukaryota; Fungi; Mucoromycota; Mucoromycetes; Mucorales; Mucoraceae
Exons: 4
Coding region: 1-2658 (885 amino acids)
Cellular component (GO): early endosome membrane
Molecular function (GO): metal ion binding
Source: RefSeq, a predicted model, not a curated record